Molecule: messenger RNA, 1088 nt
Organism: Hemicordylus capensis (graceful crag lizard)
Lineage: Eukaryota; Metazoa; Chordata; Lepidosauria; Squamata; Cordylidae
Product: claudin-16-like
Exons: 8
Coding region: 101-1021 (306 amino acids)
Biological process (GO): cell adhesion; bicellular tight junction assembly
Cellular component (GO): bicellular tight junction; plasma membrane
Molecular function (GO): structural molecule activity
Source: RefSeq, a predicted model, not a curated record
ACUGGUGGUCUCCACAGUUCCUGAGAGAGAGUGGGGAAGUGGGCGUCACUGGACGGGGUUGCCAUGGUCGGGGUGGGAUCACUCUGGAUUCUCCUGUAUUAUGAGAGAUGCUGCAGCAUCCUUCGUUGGGGAGAGGGAGGUCUGCCGUUUCCCCCGGAUUCGCCUUGCUCUGCUGCUCCCCACGAUCUGCCGGGUCUUCUCCCUCCUCUGCACAAGGUGUCUGUGUUCUGGCUGGGGAGGAGGCUGGGGUGAUGUCACCAGACAUCCUGCCCUCCCCAGCUCUGCGAAUCGGAUUGAUGCGUGCCGAAUCGGUCUUGUGAACGAUACAACCGGGUCUCCUCGCAUCGUGAAAACCGGCACGAAGGGUGUGGCUAAGGGUGAGAUUUAUUUCGAAGACCUGAGGUCUCCGUACAACCAGCCAUACCAGCAGAGCAGUUCCAGAGGAGAAGGCAGGAAAAAGCAAGAUGCGAAGGAUCCCCUGUCUUCGGUAGACCUGAGCAACCGUUGCCGAGGACUGUGGAGUGAGUGUGUGUUCGAUAAUGUAGCCAAUCUCUGGACGUGCGACAUUCCAAUUUCGUAUCUCAGUGAACACCCUGCUGUCCUAGUGACCACGCGGAUCUUGUUGAUUCUCUCCAGUUUUCUCACUCUUGCAGCCGUGGCUCCCUUCAUUGCAGGAAUGAAAUGCAUCAAACUUUUCCGUGACGGAGUCCCCCAGAAAUACAAGUUUUCCCUCGUGGCUGGGAUCCUGUUCCUCCUGGGAGGACUCUCUGGAGCCAUUGCUGUUCUCUGGUACGGCAUCGACACUGUGCAGAAAUAUAAGCUGGAAGUCAGCUUGGGCAUCCCUGGCGUGACUUAUGAACUUGGCUAUUCCUACUGGAUGGCGGUAGCGGGCAUGGCGUGUGCCUCUUCCACGGGAGUCCUGUUAAUUGCUGCCAACUCUCUCAAUGCCCAGAUGCCAAGAAAGGCACUGAAACCUUUCCGGAGCCCUCCUGAUUCCAAAAGGCAGGGCACGUACCUGUGAAGGUGUAAUCCAGGGCUUUGUUCACUGCUGGCAGCGAGAGAUGAAGAAGUGUCACUCAAGAUACUGA